Molecule: messenger RNA, 921 nt
Organism: Paramecium tetraurelia
Lineage: Eukaryota; Ciliophora; Oligohymenophorea; Peniculida; Parameciidae
Exons: 3
Source: RefSeq, a predicted model, not a curated record
AUGUAUAAGUUUGUAAAUUUUCGAUCAAUUUACUCAAUGGCAAGAAAUGUUAGGAUAGUAAACAAAUUAAAAAAGACCCCAGAGGCUGCUUAAUAAUUUUCUAUGGCUUAUGAAGAUAAAAACGAUGAUGAUGAUGUGAUCGGAAGUCUCAAUGAUAUAAAAUUAGAAUAAGACACAAUCCUUAAGGACUCAAAAAAACCAGACAUUAAUUUAAUUAAAGAAACUGUUUUGUUUGAUGGAGAUGAUCCUUAUUAUGAAAAAGUUGUUGAUAGGCCUGAUAAAGGAACUGUUUGGGGAUUGUAGGGUGAGCUAGUGUAAUAAAGAGACAUUUUAUUUGAUCCUAAUGAAUAAUUAGACAUUUACAAGCUAAUUUCUUUUUUGGAAAUCAAUUAAAUUAAAGACAUUGUACAUUAUGAUUUGGAAGAGUAUGGAAAACAAUUACCUUAAAGGUAUGGUAUAGUCGGAACAAUGUAUUCUAGCAACCAUGGUUGGAAAGUUUGUAAGGAAUUAGUAAAAGGAUUUAUGAUCAAAUACUAAAAAGAAUAAGAAGAAAUCAAGAACUUGAAUUUACGGUUGGGCAAUGAAGCAAUGGAUGCUGAACCUGAUUAGAGAGGAAUUAUGAAUUUAAAAAGACUUCAUCAUUUGGGUACAGGAACUUAUGGGAAGCCUUAGAUUAGUGGAUAAAAAGAUGAUGAAUGGUUAAUGGUCUAUUAUAAGUAAUAUAUGAUUCACUUGUUGACUGAAGAUAGUAGAUAAGAGGUUGACAUUGAGGCUAAAUGGAUAUAUUAACCUACAGAGGAACACAUGGACGAAUAUGAUAAAUUAAUGGUUGCCACUAAAACAGGAAAUAGAAGAUUUUUCGAACCCCUUGAUAAUUGAUUUAGAAUUAAUUGUAUAAAAAUCUAUUUCAUUUUUAAGUUA